AUGAAUAUCAAUAACAAUAACAAUAAUAUCAAUAACAAUAACAACAAUAACAAUAACAAUAACAAUAAUAAUAAUAACAAUAACAAUAACAAUAACAAUAAUAAAAAUAAUAAUAAUCGCAAUAGUUUUGAAGGAUCAGUACCAGCUGAAGCAACAGAACAAGAAUUAUUGGCUUUUGUUAAAGGAUAUAGUUUUGGAAGACCAAUUGUAGCAGUAAAAAUUUUAGGUAAAUUACAAGCAUUGGUUGAAACUGAUUCAGUAGAGACAGCAUCUAGAAUCAUUGCAUUUGCAAGGGAAACACCGAUUAUAUUCCAUGGCAAACCACUUCAAUUUGAAUAUUCCAAUAGUAAAACGAUAAAUAAUCGUCCAAUUGGUAAUAUUUUACUGUGUACAAUCGAGAAUGCUACCAUGACAGUCAAUGUCGAUCUUUUGAAUCACUUUUUCUCACUCUAUGGCGAAGUGUUGCGUAUUGUCAUCUUUAACAAGUCCGUCAACUUGCAAGCAUUGGUUGAAUAUAGCAGUCCCGAACUAGCAUUCCAUGCCAAGAAGCUCUUGCAAGGUGCAAUGUUGUACCAAGGCGGCUAUUGUGUACUCAGAAUCGAGAUUUCAAAGGUCGAUCGUCUCAAUGUCACAUUAAACAAUGACCGCACUCGUGACUAUACCAAGAAUCUUCCAAGCGAAAACCCUCCUUCCUAUUAUAAAACUAAUGGUAACAACAACAACAACAACAAUAAUAGCAUUAACAACAAUAGCAACAAUGGCAUCCCAAUAACUAAUGGACGAACAGGUAUUGCGCAACCACCACCACAAGGUUUAGCAGCACCACCAGUACGAAGUCGUCUUGUUGGUGGAGGUAAUUCAUCUUCCUACAACAACAACAACCACCACCAUAGUGGUAAUAAUUCAUUUGGACCAUCAAGACACCACCAACCACAAAUUCAACAACAACAGAAUCCUGACAAAAACUCUCUUGCCAUUUCACCGCGUAGUACCGUGAUGAUUUAUGGAUUGGUUGAGAGUAUGAGCUAUGACCGUAUCUUUAACUUGUCGUGUAUCUAUGGCAACGUGCAAAAGAUCAAGAUUGUCAAGAGUGGCCAUAGUGUCAUGGUGCAGAUGGAGGAUGCUUUGCAGGCCGACGCCAUCAUCAACUACUACAAUCAGAUCACUCUGUUUGGCCAACCACUCAAUGUCAUGUGCUCCAAGCACGAUACCAUCACCGACUCGAGCAACCCCGAAUCGGUCACCAACAGUCGCAACUACACCCACACCCCAUUCAAGAGAUUCUCGCACUCCAUCUCGACGUACAAGCAUCUCUACAAGCCCUCGCAAACCCUAUACUUUUCAAAUGUACCAAAAGACUUCACAGAAUCGACAUUCCAACACCUCUUUGCUUCGAUGAACACCCAUAUACCAAUUGCUUUUAAAACAUUUACCUUGCAACAACAGGUAGCAGCAGAUAAUAAUAAUUCUUCCACCUCCACCCCCUCCUCCUCCUCCCCUGGUACCAGCACUACUUCGACCACAUCAACCACCGCUGGUGCCGCCACCACCACCACCAAUGGUGUUGUACAAUCUGCGACAACCACCUCUGCUGCCUCUGCCUCACCUGCAGUGCCCGCCAGAUCAAACGACAAGAUUGUUGGUCUAUUGGAAUUCGCAUCUGUUCAACAUGCCUUGGAAGCUCUUGCCAUUGUCAAUAAUGCUCCAGUUCAAGGUUCAAACAUUCGUCUAUCAUUUAGCAAUUCUUCUGUCAUCCCAGCUGCACCAAAAAAUCAACAACAUCAACAACAACAACAACAGCAACAACAAUAA
Messenger RNA from Cavenderia fasciculata, 1812 nucleotides. RefSeq lists its product as uncharacterized. Gene Ontology annotation, cellular component: nucleus. The record is from RefSeq and is a predicted model, not a curated record. Gene Ontology annotation, molecular function: mRNA binding. The coding region runs from base 1 to 1812 and encodes 603 amino acids. Lineage: Eukaryota; Evosea; Eumycetozoa; Acytosteliales; Cavenderiaceae. Gene Ontology annotation, biological process: regulation of RNA splicing. The transcript is spliced from 3 exons.